Molecule: messenger RNA, 483 nt
Organism: Oldenlandia corymbosa var. corymbosa
Lineage: Eukaryota; Viridiplantae; Streptophyta; Magnoliopsida; Gentianales; Rubiaceae
Source: the annotation of a GenBank genome assembly
AUGGUAAGUCUUUUGGGUUUUAGGAUCAAGAAGACAGAGGAGAAGAAACAGCAGCCAUGGAUGCCAACCAUGGAGGAAACAAUUCUGGUGGGUGAAGACUUGAUGUUGGGGCCACCCUCACCAAUCAUUCCCCCAGAAAUUGCUUCUCAUGUACUUGAAGGUGUAGACUUAUGUGAUGGAAUUCUGAGGAACCUAUUCCUGUGCUUACAGAUAAAGGAUAUUGAACCUUUCUGUCAAGAUGAGAUUGCUCUCUACCGGGAAUGUGCAGAGAGAAGGGACAAAGAACUUAGGAAACGAUUGCAAGACAGUGAGAGCAAACUAGGGAUGUCAAUGCCGUUAAAAGAAGUAACAGAAAGAGCUACCCAACUCGAAUCGGAAGUAACUUCAUUGGAAAGGCGCUUGAUUUUGGCUAGUGGAGUAGAAGGCAUCGAAGGGUUUCGGCAGAGAUGGAGUCUACACGGUCGCCUUACAGAUACCAAGUAA